AUGGGUGGCUGUCGGCCCCCGACUGCCAAGGAUUUUAUUUGCCACCUGCUGGAGAAGGACCCGAAUGAACGGUACACCUGCGAGAAGGCCUUGAGGCACCCCUGGAUUGAUGGAAACACAGCCCUCCACAGGGACAUCUACCCGUCAGUCAGUCUCCAGAUCCAGAAGAACUUUGCCAAGAGCAAGUGGAGGCAAGCCUUCAACGCGGCCGCCGUGGUCCACCACAUGAGGAAGCUGCACAUGAACCUGCACAGCCCAGGCCUCCGUCCGGAGGUGGAGAACAGGCCACCCAGCACUCCAGCCUCAGAAGCCUCGAGACCCAGCCCCUCUGAGAUCACCAUCACCGAGGCCCCGGCCCUGGACCAGAGCGUGGCCCUUCCCGCCCUGGCGCGGCUCCCCUGCCGGCCCCCCGGGGGCAGGUCCCUCAACUGCCUGGUCAAUGGCUCGCUCCGCAUCAGCAGCAGCCUGGUGCCCAUGCAGCAGGGGGCCCUGGCCGCCGGGCCCUGCAGCUGCUGUUCCAGCUGCCUGAGCAUCGGGAGCAAAGGGAAGUCCUCCUACUGCUCCGAGCCCACCCUCCUCAAAAAAGCCAACAAAAAACAGAACUACAAAUCAGAGGUCAUGGUGCCAGUUAAAGCGGGUGGCGGUUCCCACUGCCGGGCGGGGCAGACUGGAGUCUGUCUCAUUAUGUGAUCCCUGGAGCCCACGCCUGUGUCAAUUUUCAGGAGAGACAUGCAACUCUUCUCUGCCUUCCCAUCCUGGCGUCCACCCUGCAGCGGGAGGAAGGCGGAGCGGGCGGAGCAGGGCCUGGCAGGAGUUUACGGUGAGAAGCCCUGGGCUGCUGCUGCCUGGGGCAGACCCUCCCAGAAGGCCCAGGAGCGAGCCCCCAAGGCACGGAGGCCUCGUUGAAGCUGUGGGCAAGAGGAGCGGUGUCCACCCGCUUCCAGGUCUCCCUGACCUGCCUGCUCUGUGCCCCCACACCCCACGUGCCGUGGCUCUGUGCAGUGAACUAGGUAGCUCUCACCCGGGUCUGUGUUGUUUGUGAUGAAAAGCUUCCUGGGCUGGCCAGCCUGUGUCACCUUCUCCGAGCAAAGCCAUAUGGAGCAUCGACCCAGGCUCCCGCUCAGCACACGCUCCUGCCUCGAGGCGUUCGUGCCCGUGGCCAGAAUGGGCUCAUUAAUGUAGUCGCCUGCCCAUCUGCAUGAAUGACAGGCGGCUCCGUGGUCUGCCUGUGAGCUCUCAAGUUCCAAUCCUUGACUCCAUGAUUAGCUCCAGCUGGCCCAGCACACCUCCCUCCCUGCCCCAGGCCAAAAGCAGUACCACAGCCUUCCAGAUGAAAAAGAAAGAAAUCAAGGAGGAACUGUAAGGAGUUCUUAUCCCGGCCAGAUGCCUCACCCACACCGGAUUAAGUAAAAAUUGGAAGUUGACUGUUUUCAUUUCAGCUGGUAAUUCUCAUCCUGCUUCUGCUCUUCUUUCUCUCCCUGAAAAUCAGGGGCAUUAUUCUUGUCCCUCCCUCGUUUUCUUGUACCCCCGCCCCCUCCAGCUUCAUGUUCGGUGUUGUGCUCAAUAAAAUGGACAUAUUUUUCUCUA
Messenger RNA from Leptonychotes weddellii (Weddell seal), 1587 nucleotides. The record is from RefSeq and is a predicted model, not a curated record. NCBI's taxonomy places the organism in Eukaryota, Metazoa, Chordata, Mammalia, Carnivora, Phocidae.